This is a messenger RNA of Geodia barretti, 363 nucleotides long. The record is from the annotation of a GenBank genome assembly. NCBI's taxonomy places the organism in Eukaryota, Metazoa, Porifera, Demospongiae, Tetractinellida, Geodiidae.
GGGUUUGUCUGUGUUUGGUAUGGGUUAAGAAGAGAAAGGAGGGGGAGAGAAUUGUGGGGAACGAGGUGUAGUGACAGAGACUGGGGGGGACUUGUCGGCGUCAUCAAAGCGCCGGACCACCAGACAUACACUCAGGCUGUGCAUGGAGUUACAAACCACAGUGUGCUUCCACAUAAGUACACGUGCUACACUACCCUAUCCCCACCCCUAACAGCUAGCAAACCCUGUCUCCUUUGUCUGUCGUUUAUCUAAUGCACCAGUCAUCAGGGAGCUCCACAGCAGAUCAUCGUGUAGGUCACAGGUUUCGGUCCCUUUAAUCUCCCGACCUGUGCCUCACUACCACUGGGGCGGGACCACUCCCAC